Molecule: messenger RNA, 1059 nt
Organism: Rasamsonia emersonii CBS 393.64
Lineage: Eukaryota; Fungi; Ascomycota; Eurotiomycetes; Eurotiales; Trichocomaceae
Product: Mitochondrial ribosomal protein DAP3
Exons: 2
Coding region: 1-1059 (352 amino acids)
Cellular component (GO): mitochondrial small ribosomal subunit
Molecular function (GO): structural constituent of ribosome
Source: RefSeq, a predicted model, not a curated record
AUGGUCUCUCAUUUCUGCUGGGGCUGCCUCUCGGGGCUCCGUCAGACGGCGCCCCGGGCUCUGCUGCCUCGUCCGCCGUCCGCUCUGCCGGCCGCAACGGCGGCCUUCCACACGUCCGCGGCCCGAUAUGCGAAUCCGCUGAAGAAGAAGUCGAACAGCGUGGAGCCUCCCAAAUAUCGGCAGGCCAAGUCUGCCCGCAUGAAGAAGAAGAAGGUCAUCGAGAAACCCAAGCCUCCGGCGCCCGGCGAGCGCAAGGCCCUCCGCAAACGCAUCGUCCUCAGCAACACCAACGCCCUCGAGGUGCCGGGGAUGCAGGACCUGUCGGUCGAGACGAUGAUCGAUUCUCGACUCCGCGGCUCGGUCGUGGGACUGCCUGUGCCGAUGCUCGAUCAAUUGCGGGCGGUGCAGGCGUUCAAGCCCACCCAAGGCUGGUACAUAUUCCGCCGGCCGGGGACCGUCUUGCGGCGGGAGACGUUGGAGAUGGGCCGGUUGUUUGAGAGGAUCAGCGAUGGGCCGGAGAAGGGCAAGGUGGUCAAGAGGAUCGUUACUGGGAUGAGAGGAACAGGGAAGAGCGUCCAUCUGCUGCAAGCUAUGGCGAUGGCCUUUUUGAAGAAAUGGGUCGUCUUUACCGUGCCGGAAGCCCAGGAUCUGGUGAUCUCCCACACUGCUUAUGCUCCGCUCCCUGGUACGAACCCGAUCCAGUACGUGCAGAAAGAUGCGACGUCUGCUUUGCUGCAACGCACGGCUCUUGCCAAUAAGGACGUUCUUUCGGAGCUCCGCAUCUGCCAGGAACACCCGGAGUUGGCCUCGUUUGUCCGUCCGAACAUGAAUCUCGAGGAGCUGGCUCGACUGGGUGUUCAAGACGCCUCCAUUGCGUGGCCGGUGUUCCAGGCCCUGUGGUCCGAACUGACAGCCACUGAACCUAAGGUGAACGAGAAGAAAUUCAAGCCGCGACCGCCGAUCCUGGUCACGGUGGACGGCCUGGCCCACUGGAUGAAGGAUUCCAAGUACCGCAGCGCCGAGUUCGAGCCGAUCCACGCGCACGAUCUCGUUUCGUGA